ACCUUGUUUUGUUUUACACAUUUUUUAUCCAGCCGGUAAGGAAGCUGACAGCCACCUAGAAAUCUGCUUGCGGAAAGCCAUAAAUUCCAAAAACAAACAAGACAUCGAAAGGAUAAAAACAGCAGCGAGAGAGGAAGCGCAGGGUGCAAGGAAAGGAAGCCGAGCAAGCAAGGACAGGAGGAAGAGGAGGCAAGGAUAAAGGCAGAAAGAAGAGCCGAGGCAGGUAGAGCAACAUACGAUGACUGCAGAGAUUGCAUAUUCAGAUUUUCAAAUCAAAAGAAAUAAUAAAGCCCACCAUACAGAUGAAACUGGGGACAGACGCCUAUUUAUUAGAAGAGGACAACCGUUUUUUAUCACCGUUCACUUCAAAACAAGGGGCUUUCAGCCAGGACAGGACAAUGUCAUUUUCCUUGUGGAAACAGGACCCUGGCCUGACGAAUCCUCUGGAACAAAAGCCAUAUUCCCUUUAUCAAAGGCUUUAAACAAAACAAUGUGGAGUGCCACACUGGAGAACAAUGGAGCCAACUCUAUGGUCCUUGCCAUGCUUUCUCCCCAUACUGCUAUCAUUGGACAGUAUCAACUAAAGAUGCAAAUUAGCAGUGGGACAAAAACCACCAACUACAAUCUGGGGACAUUUGUGUUACUGUUCAACCCUUGGUGUGCAGAUGAUGAUGUGUUCAUGGGAAAUGAAGCAGAAAGGCAGGAGUAUGUCAUAAACGAUUAUGGAUUUGUUUAUCAAGGAAACCAUAACUGGAUAAUCCCCUGCGCUUGGAACUUUGGACAGUUUGAAGAUGACAUUGUGGAUAUUAGCCUAAAGAUUUUAGACAAGAAUUUAAACUACAUUCAAGAUUCAUUUAAAGAUUUAAAAAAUAGGAAUAACCCUGUGUAUAUCAGCAGAGUCAUCUGUGCUAUGAUCAACAGUAAUGAUGACAAUGGGGUGUUACAAGGAAACUGGUCUGGGGACUAUACAAAUGGUGUCUCCCCAUCUGCCUGGAAUGGAAGCAUACUCAUUUUGAGACAAUGGUAUAAAAGUGACUGUCAACCUGUGAAAUAUGGACAGUGCUGGGUAUUUGCCGCUGUUAUGUGCACAGUGAUGAGAUGUUUAGGAAUCCCUGCCCGGGUUGUGACCAACUUUGACUCGGCUCACGACACCGACCAGAACCUGCUAAUUGAUGAAUACUAUGAUACAACUGGAAAGAAAUUAAGUAAAGAAACUAAAGACAGCAUUUGGAACUUCCAUGUGUGGUGUGAAUGUUGGAUGGCACGUAGAGACUUACCUCCAGGAUACGGAGGGUGGCAGGUGCUUGACCCCACUCCACAGGAGGCAAGCAAUGGGAUCUUUGUCUGUGGUCCUGCUUCAGUUAAAGCUAUCCGAGAGGGAGACAUACACCUCAACUAUGAUGCUCCAUUUGUCUUUGCCAUGGUGAAUGCAGACUGUGUGUCCUGGAUAGUCAGCACAAAAGGAAAAGAGAAGUAUCACUGUGAUCCGCAUUUAGUUGGAACCCAAAUUAGCACAAAACGUGCCGGCAGUGAUGAGCGUGAAGAUCUGACCCAUCAAUAUAAGUAUGAAGAAGAAACAGCUGAAGAAAGGAAAGCGUUUGAGAAGGCCAUCAGCCGACUGCACAAGGGAGGUGCGAUUCCAAACAUCAAUGAGAGUGAGCAUAUGAAUGGAGCUAAUGGAACAUCAGCCAAUGGUAUCACUCCUUCCCCUGAUGAAUCUUCUAGAUACACACCUCAAAAUGAAAAUUCAAAUCUUAAUAGCCCCCUGAGAGAGGCUUUACUGUUGUUAAAGUUUAAAUUGACCGAAUCUCCCCAGCUUGGAGAAACCAUCAGUUUGGUGUUACUGGCUGGAAAUAUGGUCUCCACUGCCAAAACCUUAAAGUUGUCCUUGAGUGCCCAGGCUAUGAAACAUGAUGGCAAACCAGCUCAGCAGUUCUGGAGGGACUCUAUGUAUGUGGAACUUGGGCCACAUGAAGAGAAAUGGCUUUUGUUCAAAAUCCCUUAUGCAAAAUAUGGACCCUCCCUAGAAGACAACCAUUUGAUCCGAUUUAUUGCCGUUGGAGAACAAAACAUUACCUGGGAGAAGGUUCUAGUGGAAAAAGAUGUUAACUUGGCUUUACCUGCAGUGGUUAUUAAUUUUCUUGAACUUGCUGUUGUGGACAAGACAUGUAAAGCGGAGCUCUCCUUUUCUAACCCCAUUAAUGAGGCGAUACAUGACUGUCAGAUCCUGAUUCAGGGCAGCGGAUUGCUGAAAAAACAAGUAAAAUUAAACAUGGGCACCAUGAAGCCAGGACAGAAGGCAGUGGUGGCGUUUGAGUUUGUUCCAUGGAAAGUGGGCUACAAGCAGCUACAGGUGAACAUCAGCAGCAACCGCUUCAAGGGACUCAAAGGUUUUAAGAGUGUGGUGGUUAAACCUUGAGCCUGGGCAUCAUGAACUUUUUGAAGGAACCAUGAUGGAGGUCUAAAUGAAGAUACUGAAGUGUAAGCAACUGAACACAUUAAAGGAAACAAAUGUCUUGGCGGAAGGAAUUCAUGAAUACUACAUACAUGUGUCUAUCUUUACAAGGAGGGAAACUUCUCAGUAAGAAGCUGGAAAACCAAUGGGAAUGUAACCAACAUUUUAAGGUGUUAACAAGACUGUUGUUGACUCGACUCCGGAUAUUUCAUUUGGGCUUUACCUCCUUAGCUCCUGUACAUCUCUACACAGUUUUAUGGGGGGGGGGGGGGUUAUUGUAAAGAUAUGGGGCCACUUAUCCAGACUCCUCAUGGGGCCAUUUGUCCAGACUCCUCAUGGGGCCAAUUGUCCAGAAGCCUCAUGGGGCCACUUGUCCAGAAGCCUCAUGAUUUGACGCCUACUAGAUAAGAGGUUUUCCUGGAUUUUGGAGUCUGUUUAACAUACUAUUUAACUGGCACACCAGGCAGGGCAGCAACCGUCCACUGCUUCCACCUCACUUUAGUCUUUUGUCAAAAGGGGGAGAGAACUUGCAAUCUACUCCCAGAUUUUUCUGGAUUAGGGAGCCCUUCCAAUCCCAGGACACCGGAUAAAGGUCCCAUACCUGUAUUAAUCAUUUUAUGUAAGUAGAUUAAAUGUUACUAGAAAAAGUUGAUUGAACUGAUUUCUUUAAAUGUACUCAUUUUUAAAUUAAAACAUUUUUAAAAGAA
Molecule: messenger RNA, 3162 nt
Organism: Xenopus tropicalis (tropical clawed frog)
Lineage: Eukaryota; Metazoa; Chordata; Amphibia; Anura; Pipidae
Gene: tgm5
Product: transglutaminase 5
Exons: 13
Coding region: 239-2419 (726 amino acids)
Molecular function (GO): protein-glutamine gamma-glutamyltransferase activity
Source: RefSeq, a predicted model, not a curated record